Molecule: messenger RNA, 2059 nt
Organism: Notolabrus celidotus (New Zealand spotty)
Lineage: Eukaryota; Metazoa; Chordata; Actinopteri; Labriformes; Labridae
Product: ras-related protein Rap-2b
Exons: 2
Coding region: 310-861 (183 amino acids)
Biological process (GO): negative regulation of cell migration; Rap protein signal transduction
Cellular component (GO): plasma membrane
Molecular function (GO): GDP binding; GTPase activity; GTP binding
Source: RefSeq, a predicted model, not a curated record
UUGAGACUUUCAAAGAGAGCAACGGGCGCACGGUGGCUACUUGAACGAAAACGGGGGAAGCUUGCUCAAAGAACCGGCUGGGCUGUCGUUGGGACUCAACAUGCCACAGUACAAAUGUUGAGCGUGGGUCGGAAAAAAACGUGUUUACCUUUUGAACAGCUAUAAUUAACGGCCACGCCCCGUAUCCACCGACCGGAGCCCGUACAAAACUGCUGGCGGAGGCGACACGGUGAGCGGUUUGAAACCCAGCAGGGCGGCUAGCGGGCUCACAGCGGAGAGGAAGCAGGAGUGUCGGCUGUUUUGGGAACCAUGAGAGAGUACAAAGUAGUGGUUCUCGGGUCCGGAGGGGUCGGUAAAUCCGCAUUAACCGUCCAGUUCGUGACAGGUUCCUUCAUAGAGAAAUACGACCCCACGAUAGAGGAUUUUUACAGAAAGGAGAUCGAGGUGGACUCCUCUCCGUCCGUCCUGGAGAUCCUGGACACGGCGGGGACGGAGCAGUUCGCCUCAAUGCGAGACCUCUACAUCAAAAACGGGCAGGGUUUCAUCCUGGUGUACAGCUUGGUCAACCAGCAGAGCUUUCAGGAUAUCAAACCGAUGAGGGAUCAGAUCAUUCGGGUGAAAAGGUACGAGAGAGUGCCGAUGAUUCUGGUGGGAAACAAAGUGGACCUGGAGGGGGAAAGGGAGGUCUCGUCCGGGGAGGGGAAGGCACUGGCGGACGAGUGGAACUGCCCGUUCAUGGAAACUUCAGCCAAAAAUAAAACCUCGGUGGAUGAACUGUUUGCAGAAAUAGUCCGACAGAUGAACUAUGCCUCAACUCCAAAUGGCGACGACCAGUGCUGCUCGUCUUGUGUCAUUCUUUAAGAAACAGGAAAACCGUGAAGUUUUAUUCCUUGCUCGAUUUUAAGUUUGCAAUGUGUGUUGCAGCAAGUGUGUACUGUUGAGCUCUUCUUCGUGUCUCACCCUGGCCUUGGAGAAAAAUACAGGGGAGGAAUGCUGCAGGGGGACGAGAGGAGGAGGAAGAAGAAGAAGAGGAGGAGGGGAGCGACAGAGACAGACAGAGGGAGGGGUCCACUCUUCAGGAAUUCUGCUGGGUUGGAGUAUCUUUGCUGCACGAUCAGUGUCUGUCAUUGAUGCCAACGCGGUGACAUAGAGUUUCAGCAACAGCCCUCCCACCUGUUCCAACUGUACCUACAGCUGGAACCAAACUCCAGUGGAAAUGAUACAGAGGGCAACACUUAAGAGACACUCAUAAAUGGAUAUUUCUGUAUAAGAAGAAGACAGAGAGAGUAUAUUUUGUUAAUAACUGCACAGUAUGGGGCGGGUAAAGAUUGGGGUGAUGUCUCUGCCUAACCCAUUUUGGAGAACUUCUCCAACAACACUCCAAAUCCUAUUUUUUUUCUGUCCAAAGUCAAUCAUAAUUGACACCGCUUUUCUGCUGGUGGAGUAAAUGUGAUGAGUGCCACUUUUUUUCCUUCAUCACCUCUUCAGCGUGUGAGAGGACCUUAACUGAAGUGACAUGAGGACGGUGACCGUAUUGCCCUCGUGUCGAGUGCCUUUCCGAAAAACAAAUCAGCUGUUCAGAUUUAGUGCCAACCAACAUGUAUCACCAAAAGACACCGUCAUCACGGCAAUCCAAAAUCAAGCGAACUGUACUUCUGCAUUGUGGGGUGGAGGCUAAAAACGGAAACCAUGAUAGAUUUUUUUGUUUAAGGAAUGGCGAUUUAUCUGUAUGUUUUACGUUGGCCUCUUCUGAAGUCUAAGGUGUUCAUUUUGCAAUGUCUGCUUAGUUUAAGGCCAGACUUUUAUCUUGAAAUGCACAGGUACUGGAACCCCCUAAAGACGUGACGACAACACCAAACUCUUACCUUUCCAGUCCACCUUAAAUCAAGUUCAGUUUCUGUUCAUUUUGUUGUUUUUAACAGGAAAUGUGAUGAUGUACCGUUGACAAAUCUAACCUGAUUGUAAGUUGAAUUUCAGAUCAGCCUUUUAACAGUGGGCGGUCUGUUUAAAAAAAAAAAGAAAGACUUUUAAUACAAAUUGAAUUUUUAAAAAAACGAAA